UUCAACGCUGCCUGGGGAUUUCCCCAAAACGCCUGGCCGCAACAAAUCUCUCCCUUAUCCUCAACCCCCGACUACAACAAUCCCCCAACACGACCACCGCCAUGCCGGCCGGCGAGCUCCGCCCGUCGGCGGUGCCGUUGCACCCCAGUAGCCCUGCCUCCCCCACCGCCGCAGCGUCCGGCGACGAGGCCUGGGUAUGGGCUCAGAUCAAAGCCGAGGCCCGGCGAGACGCCGAAGCCGAGCCAGCUCUCGCCAGCUACCUCUACUCCACUAUUCUCUCCCACUCUUCCCUCGAGCGAUCCCUGGCCUUCCACUUGGGCAACAAGCUCUGCUCCUCCACCCUCCUCUCCACUCUCCUCUACGACCUCUUCCUCAACACCUUCUCCUCCGAUCCUUCCCUCUGCGCCGCCGCCGUCGCCGACCUCCGCGCCGCCCGCGUCCGCGACCCCGCCUGCGUCUCCUUCUCCCACUGCCUCCUCAAUUACAAGGGUUUCCUCGCUUGUCAGGCGCAUCGAUUGGCUCACAAGUUGUGGAUGCAAUCCCGGCGGCCGCUGGCUCUAGCGCUGCAGUCCCGGGUCUCCGACGUUUUCGCCGUCGACAUCCACCCGGCGGCGAGGAUCGGGAAGGGGGUUCUGUUCGACCACGCCACGGGGGUGGUCGUCGGCGAGACGGCGGUGAUUGGGAACAACGUGUCGAUCCUGCACCACGUCACGCUCGGUGGAACGGGGAAAGCUUGCGGCGACCGGCACCCGAAGAUCGGCGAUGGCGUGCUGAUAGGCGCCGGGGCGACGAUCCUGGGGAAUGUCAACAUUGGAGAAGGAGCGAAAGUUGGGGCAGGUUCUGUGGUUCUGAUCGACGUCCCGCCGCGGACCACUGCGGUGGGGAACCCUGCCAGGCUCGUCGGAGGGAAGGAGACCCCAUCCAAGCACGAGGAGUGCCCAGGAGAAUCCAUGGAUCAUACGUCAUUCAUUUCGGGCUGGUCGGAUUACAUUAUCUAGGACUUCCCCGCCGGAGUUCCCUUCCUUCUGAGGUUAGUCCGUGUUCAUUUUCAUUCACUGUCCAUUUACGAAUUGAGUUCAUGACGAUAAAGUAAACCAUGAUGAAUGUACAAUAGAAAUGGAAGGGUGAACCCCGGGAUGAAAACGUCGUUGGGGACGGCUGUUGGAGUGGAGCUAUCCUUUGUUUGAUGAACAGAGGGAAAGAUCCGAACCCCGUGAACCCGGCCCCAAUCAUUAUUUCCUCCAGCACAUUUUGGAAUUCCUCCCUUGACAAUGCCCUUUUUUUUUGUUGUUCUUGCUGUCGUCUUUGUAGUGAGACUGCAAAGUUUUUGUGAUGCAGGAGUUAUAUAUGGGAAUGGAGAAGAAGGAGAAAGAAGAAACAAGGAUAGAGGAUAAUUCACAUUGUAGACUUGUUUGAGCUUUCUCUUUGUCGGGGUCUCGGAACUGUGUGCUAUUGAGCUUCUUUUUGAUUUCCCUGUUGGAAAUGAAAGCAGAAGCUCAUGAUAGAAGCGGGGAAAGGGCUAGAGAGGAUGAAGGAGGGGAAUCAGGAUGAUGGAGAUUACUCUACAGUUUUGCAGACAGCAGCGUAGAAGUCAGCCGAGCUCAGUUCCUGGGUAUUUUCUGUGAAAUACUUGUCGUAACAUUCUUCAAUGGCAGUAGCUAAUAUCUCUGUCCUUGUUAUGCUCACUUCCUGCAAUCCCAGGUAGGUUUGGGUUUAGUUACGGGAUGAGUACAGAAAGUAGACUAGAGGCGAGAAUUAGAUAUUGUGCAGGUGAAGAAUAGUAAGUUUUGAAAACCCAGGUUAGAUUUUUUCAUUCCUGGAUAUGUUGUAACUUAAAUUGCGUUGAUUGAUGAUCGAUCCCCUUGCAUCAUAAGCAGGGCACUGGCUGUGGCUAGUUAUCUAUCUGUUGUUCCAGGUGUUGGAACCAUAAGCCCAGAAGUAUGGAACAGUUCCUAGAAACAGAAUUGAAACAACAUGAUUUUUGCAGAAUAAGAAAAAGAAACGAAGAAUUUCAAAGGCACAGCUUUUGGUGACCAUCAGGGGAAAGACUUAAGAAAAUAAGGGAGAAAAGGGGAAGAUGUAAGAGCAUACCAGGAGCCAAUUUCAUCAUAGAUUGGCCCAUCUCUUCAAAUGGUGAACCGAGCAGUGGUAAUUCUGGCACAAACAAUUGCUGCUGGUUAUUGAGAAAAGGGCUGCAUGGCAGAGUAUCUGUCUUGUGUUGCCUUGCUUUGGAAGCAAAGCUGCAAACAAACUUUCAGGUAGCUGAUAUUAUCAUUGCAAAGACGGCCCCCUACCAGUGCGGUUUUCAUCGAAAAACGCGCUCCCGGGUGGCGGUUUUCGCCUAAACCGCUGGUAAGGGUGGCGGUUUUGCAGAAACGGUGCUAUUUUUGGAAUUUUUCGGAGUGUUGUGCUAUUUUUGGAAUUUUUUUUUAAAUAAUGCUACUUUUGGAAAAAUCCCCCAUUUCCUUGCAUCGCAUAAGGAGUUGUUAUAUUACUAAGAACCCGAACAACAUAAGCGAUUUCAUAUAUUUGAAUUUUGUACAAGUCUUUUAUCAUUUCCUAUGCUUCAACUAUUUGAAUAGGGGUAGAUUCUGUGACCCGAAUCUGCGAUUCAAAUGGUAUUCUGACCAGUCCUUUGUGACAACUCCCCUACCAUGUCUUCUUGAGGAUUGAUACCUGCUCACUCCUCCUUAGAAUGAGGCUUAGCUCUCUUCCUCUUCUUCUUCUUCUUCAGAGAAUUUGCUGAACUCGAUGGAGAGGCGAAGUUCUUGGAAGUUCUUUGAUAAACCGACUUAAGUGAA
Linum trigynum is the source of this 2801-nucleotide messenger RNA. Lineage: Eukaryota; Viridiplantae; Streptophyta; Magnoliopsida; Malpighiales; Linaceae. The record is from the annotation of a GenBank genome assembly.